Molecule: messenger RNA, 993 nt
Organism: Penicillium brevicompactum
Lineage: Eukaryota; Fungi; Ascomycota; Eurotiomycetes; Eurotiales; Aspergillaceae
Product: GATA-like domain-containing protein
Exons: 2
Coding region: 1-993 (330 amino acids)
Biological process (GO): protein catabolic process in the vacuole; cellular response to glucose starvation
Source: RefSeq, a predicted model, not a curated record
AUGCCACCCAUAACCGGCACGCAGAAAGAGACAGUGUACGAGAGUGACGCGUCAAUGGAAUUCCACCUAUCGUCCUGGAACUUGCAAGCUCCAGCUGCAGAUGACACAUCAAUCGAGGACGAGCCGUCCGGACACGUGGACUAUUUCUCUUAUGGAUGGAGAGAGGAAGAUAUCUGGUCUUCCUGGCGCUAUGUGGCCAGGAAGAAGAACGUGUAUAGUAAUGGGGUAAGACUCGAGAACGCAUCUUGGAGGAUAUGGGCCAAAACAAAGGACAAUCUAGGGAUCAUAUCACCGGAGAGCCUGGACUGGGUCAAAGACUCUGAUAUCACCUGGCUCUACGGACCGCUGAAACUUCCUGGCAACAUUGCUACCGCUAUUACUUCUGUCGCUCCGAGCCGCCUAGGGACGCCAAACUCUACAGGACAAAAAUCCAUUCUAAAAAGGAAGACAGUAUUGGAGUCAAUCCUUCAACGAUCAACAUCUCAGCAGGUGUUGCUUCCAGAGGCUGGAAACAGCCGCGGUCAGCCCUUCUCUCGAAAGCGCAACACGAAUUCAAGCCAGCUCCAUCAUUGGCUAGGGGGCUCAAUAUAUACACCAAGUGGUAUUCUCACUACAUUCUUAUCAUGUGGAGUGGCACCUACAGGAGAAACACGCCAUAUUCACUUCAACGAAGAAGUUGCUCAAUGUAUUGUACUUGAUGCCAAAAACGUCGACAAGGACGAGUGGCCCGAUUUGCGUAACAGUGUAUCAUUAACUGGCAGCGUGGUCGUGGCAAGACGUUUACCAGACAAGAAAUCAUUGGGCAGCUGCAACAUCUCACGCAAUAGCUUCAAUGGUAGAGGUAAAACCAUCACUCGUCUGCCCUCGACUACUCUCCAACAUUGCGGAGACAUCCCAGAACCCUGCAUCGAGGCAGUAAUCAAUCGGACGCCAACAAUCUCAAUCCUCUUCAAAUUAUGUCAAUGGCUGUCACGCUCGAGCGCGACGUGCUGA